Penicillium subrubescens is the source of this 1707-nucleotide messenger RNA. Its product is annotated as Vacuolar calcium ion transporter. The record is from RefSeq and is a predicted model, not a curated record. Gene Ontology annotation, cellular component: fungal-type vacuole membrane. The transcript has 4 exons. Gene Ontology annotation, biological process: intracellular calcium ion homeostasis; calcium ion transmembrane transport. Bases 1 to 1707 code for a protein of 568 amino acids. Gene Ontology annotation, molecular function: calcium:proton antiporter activity. Lineage: Eukaryota; Fungi; Ascomycota; Eurotiomycetes; Eurotiales; Aspergillaceae.
AUGCACCGCUAUCUUCGCCAGGCACACAAACUGGCAUGGUACGACCAGGAUGGCACACGUUCCACAUAUAAUCCCUUCAAGAGAUACGUACGAGGCCCCAUCAUCUCCGUCGAACUAGGAGAGCAAUUCCCGCGCUCACGGAGCAUGGGCGACCUCCGCCUCCCAGAUGAGCCUACUCAGCAAGCCGGCUUGGAUGGUGACUUUCCGAGACCCGCCCAUGCAUACACAUUUCCAGCCGAGGGGACCGGCAGCUUGAAGGCAGGAAGAAAUUCUCUCAAAAGAUCCAUCAACUGCGAGACGGACGUCUCCAUAGCGCAGGCAGAGGGUGAGAUAACUCAGGACGCUGAGACCCAAUGCCGCCAACAAGGAGAUUUCGAUGGAAUUUUGGGAUCUGCCGGCGAAGUGUUUCAGUCAUCGGGGGUUGGCGGUGGGAAGGACCUUGAUGGCCCCAAAUUCUCUUUUGGGAGUCAAAUCCGCGCGACACUGUUCAAUUCUUGGAUUAAUGUUCUCCUUGUCGCAGCACCUGUGGGUAUCGCGCUACACGCGACAAAAGCGAAUCCGAUCGUGAUCUUCGUGACUAACUUUAUUGCAAUCAUCCCGCUUGCUGCAAUGCUGAGUUAUGCGACCGAGGAAAUUGCUAUGCGAACCGGUGAGACGAUUGGUGGGUUGCUGAAUGCAUCGUUCGGUAAUGCGGUCGAAUUGAUAGUCGCCAUCCUUGCAUUGGUCAAGCACGAAGUCGUCAUCGUACAGACCUCGUUGAUUGGGAGCAUGCUGUCAAAUUUGUUGCUGGUAAUGGGCAUGUGUUUCUUCUUUGGCGGUAUGAAUCGCGUUGAGCAGCAUUUCAACCUCGUCGUUGCGCAGACAGCAAUUUGUCUGUUGGCGUUGGCUAUGGCCAGUGUAAUGGUUCCUACCGCACUGUAUUGGCGGUCGAAUACCGACCACGCAAAGACGACAUCUUCUGUGACGACAUCUUCUGUGACGACAUCUUCUGUGACGACAUCUUCUGUGUCGCGAGGAAUAUCUGUCCUCCUUCUCAUCGUUUACCCCGUUUAUCUUUUCUUUCAACUUAAAUCCCAUGCAGACCUGUUCAACGAGCCGUCGAAGAAGGUUGCGAAGCGCAGUAGAAAAGCCGGCGAGGCUGGGGUUGGCAUCGCAGAGAUUGGAGCUGCCAUGGCCAGAGCCCUGGGCGGCUCACAGGCUCAACAUAUCAACGUGCAGUACACACAAUAUGAGCCGGAGCAGCCACAGUUGUUGGUUGAAGUCGCUAUCGGGACGCUAGUUGCUUCGACGGUUCUGGUGGCCUUGUGUGCCGAAUUCAUGGUUGACUCGAUUGACGCGCUCACCGCGACCGGGCACGUCAGUGAGACCUUUGUCGGUCUGAUCUUGUUGCCAAUUGUUGGUAAUGCGGCGGAGCAUGCUACGGCGGUCACGGUCGCAUACAAAGACAAAAUGGAUUUGGCAGUAGGUGUGGCAGUUGGCUCGAGUAUACAGAUCGCAUUACUGGUUCUCCCGCUGAUUGUGAUAUUGGGAUGGAUCAUUGGAGUUGAUGAUAUGACCCUUAACUUUGAUGUGGUCCAAGUAACCGUGCUUUUUUUGGCUUUUCUGUUGGUCACCUUUGCAAUUACGCACGGGAAAUCUAAUUGGUUUGCGGGUGUCCUGCUCAUCGGGCUCUACGUGAUACUGGCAAUUGUAGCUUGGUUUGGUUAG